AAGUAGAAACGAAAGGAAGUAGAAACGAAAGAAAUAGAAAUAAAAAGUGGAGAAAAAAGAAAAAAAAGAAAAGGGAAAAGAAAAAAAAAGGUAAAGAAAAUGAAAUGGAAAAGAAUGAAAGGAAAAAAAAUGAAGAGAAAAAAAUGAAGAAAAAAAAAAUCAGAAAAGAAGAAAAAA
Messenger RNA from Racocetra fulgida, 177 nucleotides. Lineage: Eukaryota; Fungi; Glomeromycota; Glomeromycetes; Diversisporales; Gigasporaceae. The record is from the annotation of a GenBank genome assembly.